AUGGCGACCUCUUCACUGAGCGCACCGCUGCGGACGCCCAAAUACAUAUGCGACGCUUGCCGAACAAAUGUGCGCUCCCUACGCAGACCGGCCGUCGAUACGUACCGAACCUUCAGCACCGCAUCAUCUUCAAACGGCAAAAUCCCCACGCGGCCGAUAUCAUUUCCGUACCGUCGCGAUCGAUUUAUCAUCUCACCGCUGCAUAACGAAAAUGCUCGCGGACGAUUCGAAAAGCGCCAAUACUCGACAACGAGCUCCUCUUCGCAAGCUGCCAGCUCAAGCUGUGCACCGCUCCCGCAUCGCCGCCUCAUCUCUCUCUCUGGGCCCGAUACCGUCAAGUUCCUCCAGGGGCUGAUAACGAACAAUGUCGAUUCGAGCCGUCAGUCGCCCUUCUACGCUGCCUUUCUAGAUGCGCGCGGCCGCGUAUUGUGGGAUGUCUUUGUCUGGGUGUGGCCAAAAUUACUGGAGGGCAAGGAGCAUUGGGCAUGCUAUAUUGAGGUGGAUGAGAGCGAGAUGGAGUCUCUAAGGAAGCAUCUGAAGAGACACAAGCUACGGAGUAAGGUGCAGAUCGAAGAGGUAGAACCGGACGAAAUGCGCGUGUGGGCAGCUUGGGGCUCUGAGGUUGAGCAUGCCAAUACCGACAAUGUCAUCACUGCGAUGAGCGAUCCGCGUGCACCAGACAUGCAUCGCUACCUCGUAAGUCCCGACGUAGCGACAAUAAUAGAGGGGGUGGAGCCAGUGGAUAUCCAGGAAUACCACCUUCAACGUUACAGGAACGGCAUCCCCGAAGGACCGCAGGAGAUACCAAGAGAAAGCGCAUUGCCUAUGGAGUGCAAUAUCGAUCUAUGGCAUGGUAUAGACUUCAAGAAAGGUUGUUACGUUGGCCAGGAACUUACCAUCCGUACGAAACACACCGGUAUCGUGCGGAAGCGCGUCUUGCCCAUCGACAUUGAGAAACCUGCCGCAUCCGCAGCCCUUCCAGACUAUGGCACGGACAUCAAACAACUAGAUGCAGAUGGUAACACGAAGAAGGGUCGUGCGACAGGCAAGUUCAUUGCGGGCAUUGGGCAAGUAGGUCUUGCAAUGUGUCGGUUGGAGAACAUGACUAGCAUGAAGAUCAGUGCCGAGGGAGGCACAUGGAAGCCGGAAAUGGAGUUUGGAUGCGAGACAGGCGAAGGCGUUGUCAAGAUCAAGCCUAUUCUGCAUGAUUGGUUUGUACAGAGGGAGAGGGAGCUUUGGGAGAAGAACAAGAAUAGACCUAGCCUGUAG
Alternaria incomplexa is the source of this 1269-nucleotide messenger RNA. RefSeq lists its product as uncharacterized. The record is from RefSeq and is a predicted model, not a curated record. The coding region runs from base 1 to 1269 and encodes 422 amino acids. The transcript has a single exon. Gene Ontology annotation, cellular component: mitochondrial matrix. Gene Ontology annotation, molecular function: protein binding. NCBI's taxonomy places the organism in Eukaryota, Fungi, Ascomycota, Dothideomycetes, Pleosporales, Pleosporaceae.